GUCCUUUUCAUCUACAAUAUCUCUUUUUUAAUAUGAAACUCGCUGCAUUACUCGUCUCUGCUGCUUAUAUUGUCUCUUUUGUCUCUGCACAAACUCCCAUCGUGUCUAUUACAUCUCCUUUGGCAAAUACUCGUGUCAAGGCCGGAACUGAAGUGAUUAUCUCCUGGGUCAAUUCAAAAGUAUCUACUAUCCCUCAGAUCGUUUUGGCUAAAGGCCCUGCUACUGCCCUUCAACCUCUUAUGACUAUUGCUACUAAUGUAAACGCUAAUGACAUGAAAUACGUUUGGAAAGUCCCCAAGGAGCUUCCUGAUGGCAAUGAUUAUGCUUUUGAACUUGGUACUUCUCCAGACAUUGCUUUCACGGGUGCUUUUACCAUCGAAGGUGGAACUGGUGGCCCUCUUCCUGCUCAAAGUUCCUCUGAUUCUACUCCCUCUGCUAACUCUGCCCCUUCUUCUUCUUCUUCUGCUAAUAGUAACACCAACAAUUCUGGUGCAGUAGCUACUCCUGCCUCUGUUUCAUCUUCUUCUACUUCCAGCCAAACUUCACAGGGUGCCGGUGCCUCUCACGCUUCUUCUGCUUCUCAAAACAGCAACCCAGCUCAGGUUAUGGUUGCUGUUGGUUUGGCUGCUAUUGUUGCUGCCCAACACUUGUUAUAAUUCAAAGUAUUACUAUAUUAUUGUAUGUAAUUCGUCUUUUUUGCUCUCUAAUAAAUCUCACACAUAAAUUGUAAAAAGACAUACAAAAGAUGCGCC
This is a messenger RNA of Rhizopus microsporus ATCC 52813, 752 nucleotides long. RefSeq lists its product as uncharacterized. The transcript has 2 exons. Lineage: Eukaryota; Fungi; Mucoromycota; Mucoromycetes; Mucorales; Rhizopodaceae. The record is from RefSeq and is a predicted model, not a curated record. Bases 33 to 656 code for a protein of 207 amino acids.